This is a messenger RNA of Drosophila biarmipes, 563 nucleotides long. RefSeq lists its product as uncharacterized. The transcript has a single exon. Bases 121 to 429 code for a protein of 102 amino acids. Lineage: Eukaryota; Metazoa; Arthropoda; Insecta; Diptera; Drosophilidae. The record is from RefSeq and is a predicted model, not a curated record.
CAUUUACAUCACUUCAUCAGUUCCAAAGUAGUUCUCGUAAAUUUCAAACACUACUUUAGUCUGACUCCCUAAAAAUUUAUACCAUUAGAAAUUUUAAAACAAAAGCAGAAAGCUACAGAUAUGGACUUUGGCGAUAGAGUGGUUGACCGUUUGGAUGAGUGGGCCAAGGCAACUCAGGCCAAGCCCGGCGAAAUGGGACGCAUCUUGGCCAUUGCUCUGACCAUGAUAAUAAUCUGCUAUGUGAUUGUCGUGGUGUCUCGCAUUGUGGUGUCCCUGGCCGUGCCAACCCUGGUUAUUGUGGGCCUUCUGCUGGCCUAUCGCUUCGUCAGCCCCUCGGAAAUGGAAGAUGGUCUCAAGGAGGUUCCCGGUAUGCUAACAUCCUUUACGAACUUUAUGACUGGCAUUUUUCAUAAGGCGACUACAAACUAGAAGGCCUUGGAUCAUGUAAUAUAUGUAAAUUGUUAACAUAAAUAUUGAAUCAUAUUCGGAAGAAAACCAGGAACAUUUUUUAUUUUGUUAUUUUUAAAAAAUUACAAUAAAAUUUUUGAUUGUAUAAAAAUGUA